Molecule: messenger RNA, 1906 nt
Organism: Bubalus bubalis (water buffalo)
Lineage: Eukaryota; Metazoa; Chordata; Mammalia; Artiodactyla; Bovidae
Gene: SNAPC2
Product: small nuclear RNA activating complex polypeptide 2
Exons: 5
Coding region: 567-1592 (341 amino acids)
Biological process (GO): snRNA transcription
Cellular component (GO): nuclear body
Molecular function (GO): RNA polymerase II general transcription initiation factor activity
Source: RefSeq, a predicted model, not a curated record
UCUCCGCGCUCCACUCCCACCGCUCGGACCCUGCCCUUGCUAAGACCUCGAGCUCAAGUCUCUGCUCCAAGCUCCUCUCCGUCUUGCCUUAAGGUCCUUAAAUCCCUCCUGCCUGACCUCACCCUCCUCAGAGCAUAGACAAAGGCGGGGUUUUAGCUCCAUUUUACGGCUGAGGAAACAGGCUCGGCAAGGCCACAUCACUUAAAUCACCAAUCUGGGCUAUCCGACCCCACCCACAGCUGAGGUUCUUGGCUACAAAGCACAUAACAGGAGUUUCACACGACUUAUUCCUGGAAUGGAGGGAAGGGAUGAGAUCUAAAGUCUCGGCUCCAGUUCACGAAUGAGACAGAAUGCGGGCGGUGGGGUCUCGUUCGCCUUAGCUUCAGUUAGAUACCAGUCCCCAUCGCUUUCGGGGUAGGCAGUUCCCUACGGCCUGCAAACGCAGAGCCACGCCCCCAUCCAAGUCUGCUUCCGCGCGGGGUCUUUUGGACCCAGAGGCCGCCGUAACCCCGCCCACCAAGGAAACACUCCGGAACGACGCCGACGCCCUCACCCGCCUCACCGGCAUGAAGCCACCGCAGCGGCGGCGAGCGAUCCCGAGGCGCUAUCUGGUGGAGGUGACUGGCCCCGCGGCCUGGAGGGCCAGCGAGAAGCGGCAGCUGUUACGACUACUGCAGGCGCGACAAGGCCAACCAGAGCUGGACGCCGCCGAGCUGGCCCGAGAGUUACCGGGCCGAAGCAAUACGGAGAUCCAGGACUUUCUCCAGCAGCUCAAGGGCCGAGUGGCCCGGGAGGCCAUUCAGAGGAUACAUCCAGGUGGCCCAAAGGGACCAAGGCGCUGGGAAACACAGACCCCAGCUCCCAUCGAGGUGUGGAUGGAUCUGGCUGAGAAGAUAACAGGCCCACUGGAGGAGGCGCUUACUGUGGCUUUCUCACAGGUGCUCGCCAUCGCUGCCACGGAGCCCGUCAGCCUCCUGCACUCAGUGCCCUCCAAGCCCACGCAGGCUUGUGGAAAGCCACUGCUCCUCAGCACCCCUGGAGGACAGGAGGACCUGGGUCCUGAGGCUUCCAGCCCCGCCCCCGAGGCCCCCAGAGGGCGUGAGGUUCCUGGCUCUGCUCCCAAGACGCCAGGCCCUGCUCCUGAGGCAUCCUCCGAGUCCCUGGCUGGCCAGUCUGCUGAGAGAGACUUUUCUGUGGACUUCGAAAAGAUCUACACGUACCUAUCAUCCGUCUUCCGCGGUGGCCAGGGCCCUGAGCUUUCCGCAGCUGAGUCCGCUGUGGUCCUUGACCUGCUCAUGGCGCUUCCUGAGGAGUUGUCCCGUCUGCCCUGCGCCACCCUGGUUCAACACAUGUCGGGUAUGUACCGACAUCUGACGGCCCCCCAGCGCGACCUUGCCAGUGGGGGCCUGGCGUCGGGAACUGAGGAUAGCGGGGCAGGUUCCAGGGGUCAGGAGGAGACUGGCCAGGCCAGCCCUCAGGCCCCUGAGAAUGCUGGCUCCAGCCAGCCCAUAUCCUCUUGGCAAGCGGCUGGGGUGUGCCCCCUGAACCCGUUCCUGGUACCCUUGGAGCUUCUGGGCCAGGUGGCAAGGUAGAGGCCUGGCAGGCAGGGGACACGCCAGACCUCGGUGAGCCCCCAGACUCUCAAUCCUGCUUGGUCUGGCCCUGGAUUGUCAUGAGGAUCUUGCCACGCUGGAAGGUCCCUGAGCCAAUGUGCAGUGGCCUUAACAUGCUUGAUACAGUGGGGGUCUCAUAGACGAAGCCCAGUUGUACAAGGAGGGGUUCAGCCAUAGAACUGGCUGGGCUAACACCGCUGUCAAAUAUUUCCCCCACUGGUUCUUCAUCCCUUCCAAAGCCCAGUAUCCCGUGUCCUGUAACGGUAAAUAAAGUUCUUGUCAACCCCCCUGAA